Closterium sp. Naga37s-1 is the source of this 585-nucleotide messenger RNA. NCBI's taxonomy places the organism in Eukaryota, Viridiplantae, Streptophyta, Zygnematophyceae, Desmidiales, Closteriaceae. The record is from the annotation of a GenBank genome assembly.
AUGGGGGAGCAAGCGGCGGUUGCCCGUCGCAUCACGCACGUCAUCUUCGACAUGGACGGCCUCAUUCUCGACACUGAGGGUCUGUACACGGUGGCCCAGCAGCGCAUUCUGUCGCGGUUCAACCGCGAGUUCACGUGGGCGCUCAAGGUCAAGAUGAUGGGCAAGAAGGCUGCAGAGGCGGCAAAGGUGGUGAUAGAGGAGCUGGGGCUGGAAGGGGAGAUGAGCGCGGAGGAGUUUCUGAGGGAGAGGGAGAAUCUUCUGAGGGAGGAGUUCCCCCACUGCAAGCUGCUGCCAGGAGCGGAGCGGUUGAUUCGGCAUCUGCAUGCGCACAACAUUCCCAUGGCCAUUGGCACCGGCUCCCACAAGAUCCACUUUGGACUCAAGACAACCAACCACACGGCCCUCUUCUCUCUCAUGCGUCACUCUGUGCUCGGGGAUGAUCCCGAGGUUGUCAAUGGCAAGCCUGCUCCGGACGUCUUCAGAGUGGCAGCUGCGAGAUUUGAUCCCCCACCGUCACCAGACAACGUGCUUGUAUUUGAGGAUGCUCCACUGGGCGUUGAUGCUGCCAGGAAUGCUGGAAUGUGA